Molecule: messenger RNA, 3681 nt
Organism: Closterium sp. Yama58-4
Lineage: Eukaryota; Viridiplantae; Streptophyta; Zygnematophyceae; Desmidiales; Closteriaceae
Source: the annotation of a GenBank genome assembly
AUGAUUUCUAAGGACACGGGCCCCGCUCCAGGCCUGGACCUGCAGCGAUUCUGUUUCAAGCAUAAGAAGUACAAAUGGAUGGUUCCAUCGUCAACUGUGCUCAGUCCGGCUCGAUUCUCAGCCUUCAACGGGCUGACGAGCCCUUCUCAUCAUCGCACCAUGGGGAAAGCCCGCAGCAACAAGACUAACAAGAAGGCUUCAGUCACUGACAAAACAGCCGUUAUGUCACCCACCCCUGCGGUACCUGAGAAGGAUCCUGCUGACAAGAGCUGUGCGCCUCCCGCCUCCUCGUCGUCAGCGCCUCUUGGCCCUUUUGAGGAUUUAUCGGAUCUGCAGACCAAGACUGACCUCAAUAGUGUACAAGGUGGCGAAGCUGCUGAUGGUGUCACUGAUCCCACCGGCAAGGAAGGUGGUGAAGAGGUCGCUGAAGGAGAGGCUGAUGCUGUUACAGCCGAGCAGGAGGAUGAUGAUGUCUCGUCGGACCAGGCUCCAGACGAUGACGAGGACGGUUAUCUGAGUGAUGACUCUGAUGAACACCUGGAGAAACCUGAAGUCAAGCGUACUGCUUUAACCGUGGCUGCCUUGCUGGAAGAGUGGAAAGAGCUGUUGACGCCAGAUGCGCUGCAAACAACAACUUACCAGGAGCUUUCACCGACCUAUUUUUCUGGUGCACGUUAUGGUCGUCUUCAGGUCACUUUCAACCAUGUCCGCGAUGCAAAUUACGAUGCGUUCCGGAGUCUCCACCCGACACGCAAGGAGUACACCUUCUUCUCUAUAUCUGCAAGGACAAGUACACGGAUAGACAGGGUGUUAGUCUCCCUCUCCCUGCUCGGGUCCGUAACGGAGGCUAAGCACAGUAUGGUCCCCUAUGGCUUGACCGACCAUUGGUUUGCGGCGAAGGUGGUGCUCAGAGCGGCGGCAGCGGAUGAUCACGGACCUGGUUUGUGGAGACAUCAGUCACCCCGACCCGGGGGAGAAGGGGUCAGGAACAUCGUCUCAGCGGUGGUGACGGCGCACAAGGAAGGCUCCGACCAAAGCCUGGAGAAGCUUGUGAUGAACCUACGAUGGGGUAUGCGGGCUCACGUGACAGAGGAAAGAAAGCGGGUGAGGGCGACCUUGGUACAUCUGGAGCGGAAAGUGGAAGAACUGCGAUGGAGAGUGAUGGCAGAUGCCAAAUCACAAGACUUAUACGAGGAACUGGUCAAGGCUGAGGCUGCGCUCAAGCUCUAUCAAGACAGUAACAAGGAGAGGCUGCAGGUCAUGACUGGGAUGCUGAUGGAGCUGGCGAGCGAGACCCCCUCGGGUUUUCUGUCGGGGUUGGUCAAGUCGAGAAAGGCAAAGACGGAGAUCCUGGAGUUAACUUACAAGGGGGUGCAGCGGAAAGGAGCGAAGGAAGUGUUACAGGCGGCCUCAGAGCAUUUCAGAGAAGCGUACGCGGGGUCAUCACCAAACCAUACCGUGGUGCCGUGGCCAAUCGAUGAGAACAAGAAGCUGCAGGAGACUGACAUACUUCGGCUCUGUGCGGAGUGGUCGGAGCAGGAGGUGAAAGUAGCUCUCAAAGGUCUGCCGGCGGGGAAAGCUCCAGGGCAGGAUGGCCUACCGAAGGAGUUUUUUGAGCAUCACCGGGAGCUGCUCGGCCCGGCUGUGAUGCAGGAGGUGAAGCGCUUUGAGUCGACGGGGGUACUCUCGGAGGCUUUCACGACUGCGGUUACCAUCCUGCUACACAAGAAAGGAGACAGAUGUGACUUGGGUAACUACAGACCGAUCACGCUACUGAGUUUCUUCUAUAAGCUGCUGGCGAAAGUGAUGGCGAACAGAGUCAAGCAGGUCUUACCAAGGGUGAUCUCGGACAAGCAGUUCGGCUUUCUCCCGGGGAGAAGUCUGGCUGAUGCGGUCUCGCUAGUAGCUGAUGUAAUCGAUGCAGCGGAGGAGGAGGACGAGGAUUGGUUGCUGCUGCUGGUCGACUUUCAAAAAGCUUAUGAUUCCGUGUCACGGGAAUACCUGUUCACGACGCUGUACAACAUGGGAUUCCCAGAGAAGUACGUGGGUUGGGUGAGAGGGCUGCACGACAACGCGGCAACCAGGAUGCUGCUGAACGGAUGGGUUGGCGACCGAGUGGCGAUGGACAAGGGCGUGCGCCAAGGCUGCCCGCUCGCCCCAUACCUCUUCCUCUGCGCGGUGGAGCCGCUCUGCCAAGAAAUAGGAAGGAGGAAUCUGGGGGUUCGGAAAAGAGGGGUGAAGGGGGAGCUCGCAUAUAUCGGGUACGCGGAUGAUACAACACUUGUUCUGCGAGGGAAGGAGCAGGUGGCUACAGCGGGAAAGCUGCUCGACGAAUUUGCAGAAAUUUCGGGGCUGAGGGUAAACAGCAGCAAAACGACAUUGAUGCCGUUGGGGAAGAACAAGAGAAGGCUGCAGCCGAUAGAGUCGCCUUUCACAUGGGCUGAUAAGGGCAAGUCGGAGCGGCUGCUCGGAAUCUGGAUAACUUCAGGGGGGUCGCCGGGCCCUGCAUGGGACAAAGCGUUUGAAAAGGUCAGCGCGGUUUUGAGCUGCUGGGAGUCAAAGCAUCUCAAGACAUCGGCGAGAGUCACAAUCAUCAACAGCUACGCGAUGCCGAUCCUGCUGUUCCAAGCGCAGAUAUACGCCCCGCCGUACGACAUCUCGACCAAAGUAAAAAGACUGUGUCACAAUUUCAUCUCGGGUGGAAAGGCGCUCCUCGACAGACACUUCAUACUCUGGAGUUAUGACCUGUCGUGCAGAGGGAGGAAAGAAGGAGGUCUGGGAGUAAUUGACCUGAAGCAGAGGAUUGACAGCAUCGUGAUACAAAAUUUGGGAAAAGUUUUGGCAGAGCAGGUGCCGCUGCGGAAUUGGCUGUGGGAAAGGGCAGCCGGCUUCCCGCUCGGCCUGGCCACGAUUUAUGCCCACCCCUCAGUGUUGAAGCACUGGCUGGGAGGAGGCACGAGGUGGAAGGCAGCAGUGAAGGCGCUUUGGGAGUCAAAAAUUGUGACCAUGGGUGAUCCUGCACACAGAUGGGACGCGGAGGAGGAGCAGCUGCUUUUUAACCGCAAGAUUUUCUUCAGGGGUGGCUCGCCUUUCGGAAACCAAGCAGGCUCACUCUGUCUGAAGGGGGUCCGUCUGGGAGACCUGGUGGACAAGGGCUCAGAUGGUAGCAGGAGCCUUAAGAGUGAGGCGGUCCUGGAACGAGAACUGGGAGGGGUGGAUCAGAGGAAGUGGGCUCUCAAGGCCUGGGAAGCAUCCCCCCAGGGAUGGAGGGACUUGCUGCUCAAUCCGUUGACGGCGGAAGAGGUGUUCAGGGAAACAACGCUGCUCUGCUCACCGUCAUAUCGGCCGGGAAAAUUCCUUUACUACCAGCUAGAACACGUGGCGGACGGCGUUUUGUACGGAAGGAUGGUGGAGGUAGACAAAAAGGGCUUCAUAUCGGAGAUGAAGUAUGCUGACGUGACGACGGUGAACUUCCUACGAGCUACGCCCAUGGCGAGGAGUGGCACGGCGACGGGUUUUCCGGAAGCAGCAAUCAUUUCGAUUACAGCACAGCAAGUGUGGCUGGAAAGAUGCAACGCGGUGUUUCGGGGCAGUCGCUUUCAGGCGAAAAGAGCUCUGAGGCACAUCGCGGUUGGUUUCGCAAGACACGUGAAUGUAUACAGCAGAGUGCGGAAACGGUAG